AUGAAUUCCUCGUUGGUUUCCUUUCUCGCUCUUCUCGUCAUCGUAGCGACGGUUUCGGCUCAAUUUGGUGACUUUGAAGGAUAUGGGCCAAUCCGAGCGAGACGUGCCACCUAUACCUACAAUGGAGUUUCAGCCACUUAUCCCUACUAUCGAAACGGAGCCACUUUCUCCUCGCCAACCAAUGGCUACAACAACAAUGGACAGUACUACUACAAUGCAGCUAACACCAACACUUUCACUUCGGGCGGUAACACUUUCCGAUGCUCUGGUGGAUACACAUACAACGGCGCCUUCUAUCCGUACUGCUCCGGA
Molecule: messenger RNA, 312 nt
Organism: Mesorhabditis belari
Lineage: Eukaryota; Metazoa; Nematoda; Chromadorea; Rhabditida; Rhabditidae
Source: the annotation of a GenBank genome assembly